CCCACGGUCAUUUCUUGCGGGCGGCCAGCGCUGGUGUUAGAGUGCUUGAUUGUUGUGUCUAAGCCUGGCUUCUACCAGUACGACAUUCUCCCUGCAUGAGCGAGUUUUAGUGGUUCAAUGACAAGCUUGACACGAUGUCAACGACGACAACCCAGACCAGCACCAAAUGGUCGGUAGAAUACGACACUGUCCGCCGCCAUAAGCUCUUCAGAAACACGCCGAAAGAUCGCAGCGCCUUUCCGGCUCUUCAAGCCGCAGUUAAACCACAUAUCGAGUCCUUUAACGCCCUGUGGGACGAGAAACUCAUCGACGCCGGGCUCAAAGACAUCGGAAUCUACACCGUUGUCGAUGGCGAUCUACGAAACCCGAGCCGAGCUAUUCAACGCAACAAGCUUGACCUGAGAGUGACGGAGGUCAUACUAGAGAAACCUACCCUCCCUCCGAGUAACAAAUUCAGCAUUGAAGACCGGAACAUAUACCCUUCCGAAUGUCGGGAGCGGCACACCACCUACAGAGGAAGAUUAAGAGCGAGGCUGCAGUACAGAAUAAACAAUGGCGACUGGCAGGAGUCCGUACGGGAUCUCGGACAGAUGCCAAUCAUGUUACGGUCCAACAGAUGUCACCUCGAGAAGUUCUCGCCCGCACAGAUGGUACGCCACAAGGAGGAGUCUGAAGAGAUGGGCGGCUACUUUAUCGUCAAUGGGAACGAAAAGCUCAUCCGCAUGCUGAUAGCGACAAGGAGGAAUUACCCCAUGGCCAUCUCGAGGUCUGCCUUUGCCGCGAGAGGCCCUACCUUUUCGAAGUUCGCAAUCCAGAUUCGGUCCGUGCGGCCAGACCAGACUUCGCAUUCCAACGUCCUCCAUUACCUAACAGAUGGGAACGUCACUUUUAGAUUUUCGUGGAGGAAAAGCGAAUACCUGGUCCCGGUGGUCAUGAUCCUGAAAGCUCUGGUGGACACGAACGACCGCGAGAUUGCGGAAGGCAUCAUCGGCUCGUCGGCCUCCAAUAAAACACCUAGCUCGUUUGUCGCCGACCGGACGGAGCUUCUCCUGCGGACUUACAAAGCAUACAAUCUCAAAACACGGACGCAGACACUGGCAUAUCUCGGAGAGAAAUUCAGACCUGUUCUAAUGCAGCCUAUCACAAUGUCUGAUGAGAAAGUGGGCGAGGAGUUUUUGAGGAAGAUUGUCCUGCCACAUCUCGGCAACGUCGACGUCACACCCUCCCAAAACAACGACAAAUUCCAGCUGAUUCUGUUCAUGAUCAGAAAGCUCUAUGCACUCGCUGCAGGCGACUGUGCUCUGGACAAUCCUGAUGCGGUCUCUAGUCAAGAAGUCCUGCUGGGAGGGUUUUUGUACGGUAUGAUCUUGAAGGAGAACAUAUACGAGUGGCUGGUUGGCAUCGGUGCUGUAGCCCGGGACUGGAUCAGGGCUAAGAACGACGCCAAAUUCACAGACCCCUCGUUUGAAGCGGACUUCCUCCCCAAAAUCGUCAGGAGGACGAACGAAAAUAUUGCAGGGAAACUGGAAUACUUCCUCUCGACGGGAAAUCUGGUCAGUCAAACUGGACUCGAUCUGUCUCAGACAUCAGGUUUUACAAUCAUGGCCGAGAAAAUCAAUUUCUACCGAUUCAUCAGCCACUUCCGGUGUAUACAUCGAGGUGCCUUUUUCGCGCAGUUGAAAACGACCACUGUACGCAAGCUGUUGCCAGAAAGCUGGGGAUUUCUUUGUCCCGUUCACACUCCUGACGGGGCUCCAUGCGGCCUUUUGAACCACUUGGCCCACCAGUGCCAAGUUCAAAUUAAGCGGAUUGACACUUCUGGUAUUGAGAAAGCAGUUCUUCAGCUCGGACUAUCUUCCGCGCCUUCGAUGACUAUUAGUGAGAGUCUUUCCGUCCAACUUGAAGGCCGUAUUUUGGGAUACUGCGCGGCAAAGAGGGCGAGGGAAAUUGCCCAGCUUCUACGACAUUGGAAGGUGAAUGGAGAGCACAACAUCCCGAAUGAACUAGAAAUAGGCUAUGUCCCCACCUCGAAUGGCGGUCUCUAUCCUGGCCUGUACCUCUUCACUGAUCCAUCGCGGAUGCUGCGACCUGUUAAGUACAUUCCGGCAGACAAGCUCGACUACGUCGGACCAUUUGAGCAGCAAUACAUGAACAUUGCUUGCGUGGAUGCGGACAUCAUACCCAGUUUGACCACCCACAUCGAGUUCAAGCCCACAAACGUCCUAUCAAUCCUUGCCAAUAUGACCCCCUUUUCAGAUUUUAACCAGUCGCCUCGAAACAUGUACCAGUGUCAAAUGAGCAAGCAAGCAAUGGGAACUCCUUCCUCAAACAUGAUGUGUCGAACCGACAACAAAGCAUAUCUGCUUCAGACAGGGCAGACGCCGGUUGUAAGACCUCCGCUGUACAACGAGUACGGCCUGGACAACUUCCCCAACGGAAUGAACGCCGUCGUGGCGGUCAUCUCGUACACCGGCUACGAUAUGGACGACGCUAUGAUAAUUAACAAAUCCUCUCAUGAGCGAGGGUUUGGUGAUGGUGUCAUCUACAAGACCAAGGUUUACAAGCUCAACGAAGAUUCAAGGGCGGCUCGGUCAAAGACUGAGAUCAAAUCACUUUUCGGCUUUGCUGAAGGCGACCCGAACAUCUCCGAAGAGGUGAUUCAGGCGCUUGAUUCUGAUGGCCUGCCCGCCGUUGGGACAAAAGUUGGCGAGGGGUCGAUCGUUCUCGCCUACCACAGUGUCAUGUUCGAUCCAUCGGAAGGCAAGCUCAAGAACUUGGACGGAAAUACCAAGUACUUCAAAUACAAGGAUGCCGAAGAAGCCUACAUUGAUCAAAUCCGACUGAUUGGCUCCGAGACAGGAGAUCAACCUUGUCAGGCGAUUAGCAUCAAAUACCGGAUUCCCAGACGACCUAUCAUCGGUGACAAGUUCUCUUCAAGGCACGGACAAAAAGGUGUGUGUUCGAUGCUGUGGCCGAGCGAGGAUAUGCCCUACAGCGAGUCUGGAAUCCAACCAGACGUCAUCAUCAACCCACACGCUUUUCCGUCUCGAAUGACCAUUGGCAUGUUUGUGGAGUCUCUGGCUGGCAAAUCCGGAGCUCUUCACGGCCUCGCUCAAGAUUGCACGCCUUUCUCCUUUGACGAGGACAAUACCGCAGGCAAUUAUUUCGGUGAUCAGCUUCUACAGGCCGGGUACAACUUCUAUGGCAACGAGCCCAUGUACAGUGGCAUCACCGGCAAGGAGUUCGCUGCUGACAUCUACAUUGGGGUGGUCUACUACCAAAGGUUGAGGCACAUGGUCAGCGACAAGUUCCAGGUGCGCACGACCGGGCCGGUAAACGCUCUGCAUGGGCAGCCCAUCAAAGGAAGAGCUAAAGGCGGUGGCAUCCGUGUUGGAGAAAUGGAGCGUGACUCAUUGAUUGCGCACGGUUGUGCAUAUCUGCUGCAGGAUCGACUCAUGGACUGCAGCGACAAGCAACGGGCUUGGGUGUGUCGGAGUUGCGGCAGUUUCUUGAGCACCAUGAUGGUGCCGAAUCAGUUCACCAUCAAAAGGAGAGGGGGCAGAGUCGAGCCGAGCGGAAUGGUAAGGUGUCGGGCCUGUGCGAGACCCGCGACGUUCCAGGAUAGUAAGAUCGCGGUGUGGGAGGAUGGAGCGGGAAGAAAAUUCGUGGGCGGUGAUAACACGACGGUGGUCAAUGUGCCGGGAGUCCUGAGGUAUCUGGACGUUGAGCUGGCGGCGAUGGGGGUAAGGACGACGUUUGAGAUUGAGGGAUAAGGGUCGCAGGACACCGGAGCCCGAAGCUGCAAUGAAAAGAAGUUCCUGCUGCCUACCUAGGUACCUACAUGGUGACCACCUCCUGCCCAGGGCCCAUGCCUUUCUCAGUCUGUUUCUUCUCCGUCCCUCCCUUGUCCGGAUUGAUCAGCCCCAGCCGGACGGCAAAAUCACUUCUGCCCAUCUCCUUGACCAAUUCCUUGGCCAUGUCCAACCGUCUCGCAUAGUUCUUGACACUGUCUGGCGUGCCUGCAACCGCGACCGUCCUGCCGUUCAUGACCAACUCGUCCACCUGGGAGUUCUGGUACACGAGCAGCAAAUGGCCGGCCAGCACGGCUCCCACCAGGGUGCCUUUCUCGGCGUCGGUCGCGCCGCCCAGGGCCACGACGGCGAGGUACACCAGCAUGCGCGCGACCCAGUCCAGACCCUCCACCAGCGCCGCGCAGGCCGGGGAUUGCGGGCGCCCCAGCCACGCGCCCGAGGUAACGGCCUUCAAGUCGUCGACCAGGCCGCGGAUGCGCACCCA
Molecule: messenger RNA, 4296 nt
Organism: Cladophialophora immunda
Lineage: Eukaryota; Fungi; Ascomycota; Eurotiomycetes; Chaetothyriales; Herpotrichiellaceae
Exons: 1
Coding region: 135-3773 (1212 amino acids)
Biological process (GO): DNA-templated transcription
Cellular component (GO): nucleus; RNA polymerase I complex
Molecular function (GO): DNA binding; ribonucleoside binding; DNA-directed RNA polymerase activity
Source: RefSeq, a predicted model, not a curated record